GGCGUUUGCCGAUUUGAUAAUUGAUACGGCGGUGCCUUGCGCGCCACUCUUGCAAAGACUAAAAAAGCCGAGAGAGAGAGAGAGAGAGAGAGUUGAGAAUCCAUCAUUCGUAGGCGCAGAGACAGUAUGGGCGUGUUAGGGCGAUUGGUCAAAGCUUCUCGGACACUUAAAACAAUCACCUCUUCUAAAACCCUAAACCCUCCUCCGGUUCUGCUUUCUCGCAACACUCCUAAUCCUCGCCUUCUAGAUCUCCGAUCCGUUCGGCAGCAGAAUCAUUACAAUGCAUCUGAAAUUCAGUGGCCUACGUCUGUACGAAACAGUCGUGGACUGUAUUUUAUACUUCCAGCUUUGUUAGCUAGUUUAUCAGGAGUUGAAGGACUCCAAACAGCUUAUGCAGAUGCUGAGGAGCCUACUGGAAGACCUUCUCCAUCAGAAUCUCCUGCAAGUUUUGUGGACUUGGAGGAAGUGGCGAAGAAGGAGCGGAAGCGAAUUGAAGAGUUGCUUAAGGCUAAAGGAAUACGGCAUGGCUCUUAUCCCCGCUUUACCAUUGCCAUUAAGGGCCAAAAGGUCUCUGUCAAGUUCCAGAUCCCUUCUGCAUGUGAAGUUUCACAGCUGAUUGCAAACCUUGUUUCACAACUUGGGUUAAAAGUUGAACAACGUGGUGGAGGGUCGGAUAUGUUAGUGCGCGCUUGGGACAGUGCAAUAUCCUGGCAACUAACACUUACUCAGCCGGACAAACAAAAGGAAACUGGAGGGAAUGAAGGAGAGGGGGAUUUGUGCAUCGUCAUAUUCAGAUCACUUGUUACUGCAGAUAAAGCCGAGCUUGAAUUUAUAAAGCAAGGCAGCUUCAGCGCAAAAGAGCUUGAUGCUUUUGUCUCUGUUUUGCAAUUGGCAGGGGAAAAGUUAAACUUAAAAGGAUAUAAUACCUCAGAGAGAAAACAAAUGCCUUCUGCGGAUACAUCAGUUUCUAGUCUCGAGUCCAUGGGAGUGAGAGUUUAUGGCCUUGAUGAACCCCAUUUGAAUUCCUUUAACAAUGAAAUAUCAUGGGAAAAUAUUGCUGGGUAUCAUCAGCAAAAGAGAGAAAUAGAAGAUACCAUAUUAUUGGCUCUGCAGAAUCCUGAAAUAUAUGAUGAUAUUGCUCGAGGAACCCGAAGUAAGUUCGAGUCAAACAGACCUCGAGCUGUACUUUUUGAAGGCCCACCAGGUACGGGAAAGACAUCUUCUGCUCGUGUCAUUGCUAGCCAAGGGGGUAUCCCAAUGUUGUACGUUCCCCUUGAAGUUGUCAUGUCAAAGUACUAUGGAGAGAGUGAACGCUUGCUAGCAAAAGUGUUUUCACUUGCCAAUGACCUCCCUGAUGGUGCUAUCAUUUUCUUAGAUGAGGUGGAUUCUUUUGCUGUUGCUCGUGAUGGUGAAAUGCAUGAAGCUACACGCAGAGUAUUGUCCGUGUUAUUGAGACAGAUUGAUGGAUUCGAGCAGGACAAAAAAGUGGUUGUAAUAGCUGCUACAAAUAGAAAGCAAGACCUGGAUCCUGCUUUAAUUAGUCGGUUUGAUUCGAUGAUCACAUUCGGUUUACCGGAUCGGCCAACUCGUCAGGAAAUUGCGGCUCAGUAUGCAAAGCACUUGCCCGAAUCCGAAUUAGAUGAACUUGCUGCAGUUACAGAUGAAAUGUCCGGAAGGGAUAUUAGAGAUGUGUGUCAGCAAGCUGAGAGGUCUUGGGCAUCAAAGAUCAUUCGAGAACAAGCAUCCACAGAUGGGGAACACGGCCUUCUUCCGCCUCUGAAAGAAUACAUAGAAAGCGCAGUCAAUCGACGGAAGGGCUUGUCGAGCAUUUCCAACGCAAAAAUUAGGUCCGGCACAAAGAAAUCUCAAGUGGUUGUUGAUUAAAGACUGGUCCUGUU
This is a messenger RNA of Morus notabilis, 1898 nucleotides long. RefSeq names its product probable 26S proteasome regulatory subunit 10B. NCBI's taxonomy places the organism in Eukaryota, Viridiplantae, Streptophyta, Magnoliopsida, Rosales, Moraceae. Gene Ontology annotation, molecular function: ATP binding; ATP hydrolysis activity; proteasome-activating activity. Gene Ontology annotation, cellular component: proteasome regulatory particle, base subcomplex. Gene Ontology annotation, biological process: proteasome-mediated ubiquitin-dependent protein catabolic process. The record is from RefSeq and is a predicted model, not a curated record. The transcript is spliced from 14 exons. The coding region runs from base 127 to 1884 and encodes 585 amino acids.